Molecule: messenger RNA, 1029 nt
Organism: Megalops cyprinoides (Indo-Pacific tarpon)
Lineage: Eukaryota; Metazoa; Chordata; Actinopteri; Elopiformes; Megalopidae
Product: putative nuclease HARBI1
Exons: 5
Coding region: 1-1029 (342 amino acids)
Source: RefSeq, a predicted model, not a curated record
AUGGGGUGUCCUUUCAUGAGAAAUCCCACUGAUAUCGAGGCACAGCUGAUUCGCCCAGCUUUAUCUCACGAGAGGGUUUUGCGACCCCGUUUAGACAUACUGUCAUUCCCAGAUGAACACCUAAUAGAAAGGUAUCGGUUUUCUUCACAGUCACUUACAUACCUCAACAAUAUCCUACGGCCUUUCAUCGGCAAUAUCACUCAACGCGGGCAUGUGCUGAAAUCAGAACAAAUUUUGUGCAUUGCUCUACGCUUUUUUGCCAAUGGAAAUUUCCUAUACAACAUCGGUGAUGCAGAAAACAUAGGCAAAGCGACAGUUUGCAGAACCAUUAGAAAAGUGUGUCUUGCACUUAAACGUCUGCUGCACAAUUUUGUAGUUUUCCCCGGGUACAAACCUGUCAAUGCCUUUAAAGAGGAAAUCUACAGGAUUGCAGGGUUUCCUAAUGUAAUUGGCUGCAUUGAUGGAACCCCGAUUCCCAUUACCGCUCCUUCAGUAAAAGAAGGAGACUAUGUGAAUAGGAAGUCUUUUCAUAGCAUUAGUGUGCAGAUCAUAUGUGAUGCUGCACAUUUGAUAACAAAUGUAGAAGCAAAAUGGCCCGGAUAUGUUCGGGAGUCCACUGUGAGCACCAGACUAGGAAAUGGAGAGUUUGUAUGCCACCUUCUGGGAGACAGAGGAUAUCCUUGUCUACCUCAUCAGAUAACCCCUUACCCAGACCCAGAACCAGGCCCACAACAACGCUUCAAUAUAACCCACAGCAGGACCAGAGCACGGGUUGAAAUGACAAUUGGCGUGCUCAAAGCAAGGUUUCAGUGUCUGCGUAAACUCAGAGUAACCCCUGAAAGAGCAUGCGACAUCAUUGUAGCAUGUGUUGUUCUUCAUAAUAUUGCUACAAUCAGAGGAGAGCAGCACCCUGCCAUACAAACUGAAAAUGAUGACCCCAUCCCUCCGGCAGAUGUCCUGGAUGGCAGGGCUAUGACCACAACCAGCACCAUGGUCAUCAUCACUACAGUCAUCAUCACCAUGCUGUAG